This is a messenger RNA of Physeter macrocephalus (sperm whale), 508 nucleotides long. Its product is annotated as ganglioside-induced differentiation-associated protein 1-like. Gene Ontology annotation, cellular component: mitochondrial outer membrane. Gene Ontology annotation, biological process: mitochondrial fission; mitochondrial fusion. The coding region runs from base 65 to 508 and encodes 147 amino acids. Lineage: Eukaryota; Metazoa; Chordata; Mammalia; Artiodactyla; Physeteridae. The transcript has 3 exons. The record is from RefSeq and is a predicted model, not a curated record.
GCUAAGGGCUGGGAGAAGUAAAGGACGGACAGGCGAGGCCCUCCCGCGCUCGCGCAUCCCCGAAAUGGCUCGGAGGCAGAACGAGCAGAGAGGGGGAGCGCCCUUGAUGGCGGAAGGCAAGUCGGACGCGGAGGUUAAGCUCAUUCUGUACCACUGGACGCAUUCCUUCAGCUCUCAAAAGGUGCGCUUGGUAAUUGCUGAAAAGGCAUUGAAGUGCGAGGAACAUGAUGUAAGUCUGCCCCUGAGUGAGCACAAUGAGCCCUGGUUUAUGCGUUUGAACUCAACUGGAGAAGUGCCCGUCCUUAUCCACGGGGAAAACAUUAUUUGUGAGGCCACUCAGAUCAUUGAUUAUCUUGAACAGACUUUCCUGGAUGGUGACUUCUGUGCGCAGACUCCCCCCGCCCCCCCGCAGCUUUCUCGCCCACGAAACUACACUUCCCAGCGGUCUGUUCGUUCAUCUGCGCGAACUCAUCUUUCCCGGCUCUGGGUGGCAUCCCGGCAAAGCUAA